AGAUAAUCAGAAAGCAACACACUUGGUGGCCCAUUGCAUGUCAACUCAAUAGUCCUUUCUUCCUUCUUCUUCCUCUCCCUUCAAACUUGCCCUAUUUAGAAUCAAAACACACACACACACACUCAAUAAACAAACAUCAAUGGACCGCGGCAAGGAUUUGGCAUCGGAGCCCUCCUCCGCCCCGAGCCGCUACGAGUCUCAGAAGCGGCGCGACUGGAACACCUUCGGGCAGUUCCUCCGCAGCCAGCAGCCGCCGGCGGAGCUCCACCGCUGCACCAGCGCCCACGUGCUCGAAUUCAUGCGGUAUUUGGAUCAGUUCGGGAAGACGAAAGUCCAUUUGCAAGGCUGCGUCUUCUACGGGCAGCCCGAGCCCCCCGCGCCAUGCACCUGCCCCCUCAGGCAGGCGUGGGGCAGCCUCGACGCCCUCGUCGGCCGCCUCCGCGCCGCCUACGAGGAGCAUGGCGGCCCCCCAGAGAGGAACCCCUUCGCCAGCGGCGAAAUUAGGGUUUAUCUCAGGGAGGUGAAGGGGUUUCAGGCAAAGGCCAGAGGGGUUUCUUUCAAGAAGAAGAAGAAGUCUGGUGCUGGGAAAAGUGAUGAUCAAUCUACUUCCUCAUCGUAAGGAAACUUGUUUCGUAUCGAUUGUGUAAGACAACUGAUGUGAGGUUUAUAAAUUAAAUUGAACCGUCUCUUAUUAUAAUAAGCUAAUUUUUUGGGAGGGGAUA
This is a messenger RNA of Salvia splendens (bonfire salvia), 722 nucleotides long. RefSeq names its product protein LIGHT-DEPENDENT SHORT HYPOCOTYLS 10. Gene Ontology annotation, biological process: mRNA transcription; response to light stimulus. The record is from RefSeq and is a predicted model, not a curated record. Bases 140 to 619 code for a protein of 159 amino acids. NCBI's taxonomy places the organism in Eukaryota, Viridiplantae, Streptophyta, Magnoliopsida, Lamiales, Lamiaceae. Gene Ontology annotation, cellular component: nucleus. The transcript has a single exon.